AUUUUAAGGUUAGUCCAAAGGACCUAAGGUGUUUUUUUUUUCAACCAAAUUCUUAAUCUUAAUAAAUCUAUUUUGUUUUACAGCACAUAAGUUUUUAAUUAAUUUUUUAUCUUCGAUAUCAUAUUAUUACUUAAAAAUUUUUAAAUUCUACUAGUUAAAAUGUUAUUAAACAAUACCCUUCGUUUAGUUGGCCGACACCUACAACCCGUAUCAAAGAAGUAAGAUCUGUUAUUUAUGAUCAAAUAAUUUUCAUAAAUACAUAGGUAUAUAUUAUAUGUUAUUAACUAAUAAGUACCUAUUUAUGUUUUGUUUAUAGAACUCUAAGAAUGUAUUCUGCUGCUGCGGCACAACCAUUUACCAUACCUGAGCCAAAUGGUUCUGUACUAACUAGCUCGCCUAAACUAGAAAAACUAUACACAGAAAUCACUGCCUUAACUAUGGUUGAAGUAGCAGAGUUUACUGAACUCUUAAAGGUCCGUCUCAACCUAAAAGAUGUUCCGAUGGGAGCAAUGGUUGCUGCUCCAGUUGCAGCCGGACAGGUUUGAAAAAAUUGCCUAUUAGGGGUUAACUUUAAAAUUUUGUUACAAGUUUUAGGAAUCAUUAUUAUAUCUAGUGAAUAAAGCAUUGUUUCCAUUAGUAUCCCCCAAAGUUUUGGUUGAAGUAUGGCAUUUGGGUCUGAGAAAAAAUGUCAAAAUAUCAAAAAAAUGUUACCUAGAUUUUUUGUUUGAUACCGUCAUAUUUUGACAUAUUUUUCUCGGGCUCAAAAGCCAUACUACAACUAUAAACUCUGUGGUAUAUGGUAAUUGAUAACAAACGACAUGUAAAAAACCACAAGGGUAAAAAAUUACAAGGUAAAAGUAUAAAACUUAUUUCAACUGAAAAUUACAGAUAUUAAUGGCCUAUUGCAGGCUGUUGACCUCAAUCAAAUAAGUUUUGUUGUAUGGCUACAUGUUCCAAGGACAUGCCUUGAAUUUUUUUUGAGUGGUGGGUUAAACAGAUAUUUUUAAAUAUGAAUAGUAAUCCGAAAGCUCUUAUGCAGAAUUACAGAAUAAACUUAAACUUCACAUUAUGUGAAGAAUAUUUAAAAAGGGAAAAUGAUAUACCAAAUUAUUUAAUAGCAUAUACUACACAAAAUUUCUGAUUUAUUAUUAUUUAUUUAUUUAUGUUUUCAAUAAUUAACUGAAACUAAUGUUUGUGAUUUUUAAGUGAAAUUACGUAUUUCACCUUCAGUUAGGUUAGGUCAUUUUUUCCUUAAUUCAUGGUAUACACAGAGUUAUAUAUUUAAUUUGUUAUGUCUUUUACAAAACUCUAAAUCUCAAAUGGUAUAAAAUUAUCCUCCAUUUUUUAAAUUUUUUUUUAGGAAGAUGAAGAGGAAGUAGUCACUACUGUCAAAACAAGUUUUACCGUUAAACUAAUGAAGUUUGAUGAAAAACAAAAAGUUGCAUUGAUUAAAGAAGUGAAAAAUGUAUUGGAAGGCAUGAAUUUAGUACAGGUGAGUACACAUCUUGAUAUUUCAUUAAAUCUAGAUAUUAAAUUGAAUUUUUAUUUUUAGGCUAAGAAGUUUGUGGAAAGUGCUCCUACAGUUAUAAAAUCAGAUAUUGGUAAAGAUGAAGCAGAAAAACUAAAAGAAGCAUUUACUAAAGUAGGGGCUGAAUGUGUAAUCGACUGAGUUAUGAACUUUUGUUAUGUAUGUAUAAUUAAUUUUACACAAUUUUAAAAGUAAAUGUAAGUAGUCAACAUUUAUUAUGUAUCAAUAAAAUGUUAUGUAUGAUAUCAAUAGAAUAAAUGGAAUACCUGUCCUGUUCUUUUGGUUAUUAUACCAACAGUAAGUAGGCAUUUUAUAAGUUUCAUAAUAAAAACGUGUGAAAAAUUGAAUAACGAUAUAUAUUUUUUUAUUGAAAAAUAUUUUAUAAAUUGUUAAAUUGCAUUUGAAUAUUGAUCAUCGGCAUAUUAUAUUUUAUAAUUUAAUAUUUAAGUUAGUUUUGAAUUAAUUUAUGUGAUACAUAAAUAAUAAUUAUGGUAAUAAUACUAAUUACAUUUGAUUGGAUAUAAUUUUUAGAAAUUCAAAAAAAAAUAUUUUAUCUAAUAAACAUGGUGUAUUUGAUCUUAUUAUCUUACUACAAAUUAUUAUCAAAAUGAAAAAGAUACUUGUAGUUACUGACUUGUAGUCUUACUUUUUAACUGGAAAUAAUAAUAAUAUAUUUUGUAGUCAUCUAGUAUUAAGUACAUACAUGAAUUUCUUAUAAAAUAGGUUACUGAACUCGGUAAGCCAAUGCUAGAUUUGUGGCUUAGAGUUGAAUUAAAUACAAAGAGUUAUAAUAAAUUAGCACAAUAUAUCAAAAACAAUAUUUUGAUUAGUAUUUAGAUCAGAAGUUAUAUAAUAAUAAGAAAAAUAAUCAAAAUGAAUAUUAAAGUUAUUGACAGAAGAGUAAACAGUAAAUUCAUGAAUGGUACUUAUAAUUGGAUGAAUAUUAUGUAGUUAGAAUACUAUUUUAUAAAUAUCAUUUUUAUAAGUAAUGGAAUUAUGAAAAUUUAAUGACCUGAUAAAAGGGCUAAAUUAAAAAUUACCAUCAGUGGAAAAGAAACAGUGUAUAUUGUCAUUUUAAUAAUAACAUUUUACAAUCCAAAUAUAUGGACAUGUAAUCUAAUAUAUUAAUGCAUAUAGCAUUCGGAAUAAAUAAAUAGAAAUAAUAAAAUGAUAAUAAUUACAGUGAACAACAAUAAUAUUAACAAAGGUAACAAUAAAGUACUGAAUACACAAUACAGGAAUUACAAUUUGAACUGGGUUAGGUGUUUUAAAAUUAUAAUAAAUUGUAAUUUGAGUUAAUUUGAUAAGCAACUGAAUUACCUUGUAUUAGUGAGAAAUUGUAUAUAAAGUAUUUGUAUAAUAAUUGUCACAGUAUUGGCUAUAUAUUGCUUCUACACAAUGCAUUUAUUUAAUUUGUUUUGUUUUAUAUUUAGAACUGAAAACAUUGAACUGGUUCUCAAUUUAUUAAAUUGUUUAAAACAUCUUAUGAUACAAUCACAAACUAUAAAGUACGAAUAAUUUCUUUGUUAGGUACUGUUAUGUGGUUAAAACUUAGAAGUUAUAUAAGAAAUAUUAUACAUAUCAUUGACAAAUUAAUUAUUGAUAGAGGAGUUUUUAAGUUUAAUAUUGAAGAAAAACUGUAGUUAAGAUAAACAAUUGUGUCACCUUGAGCAGUAGAGUUACACAAAGUAUUCUGUGCAACAUUACCUAAAUUAUAUUUAAUUUAUUUUUAGACUACUAGUCCAGAUUGAAAUGGUCAAUAUAGACUGUAAACAUUUAGUUGAUUUUCCAAAAAUAUUAUAUAUUUUUUAAUUGUUUUGUAAAUUAUUUAACAUUUUCAAUUUCAAUCAAUAAAAAUGUUUGAAUUAAAUGCAACUUAUCAGUUUAAAGUCUAAUAUACUUUAUUUAUUUUAAAUAUGUGCAAUAUUAAGUAUG
This is a messenger RNA of Cinara cedri, 3463 nucleotides long. The record is from the annotation of a GenBank genome assembly. NCBI's taxonomy places the organism in Eukaryota, Metazoa, Arthropoda, Insecta, Hemiptera, Aphididae.